AAAACGUGCCAUCAGACGCUGUUUGUCCAUCUAAUGCGGCAACAAGAUUAAGCAGGCUGUUAAAAAAUAAGGUUGAAUUCUCCUAUACUUAGAAGAUAUGAAAUUCCUGCCAUUUCACCGAUGUUUUUCCUGUUAUUCAACUCAACCAGAUAAAUACAAGAGAGGAUAAAAUUUAUACGUUUCUUGAUAGAUAUCAAAUCGGGGGAAGCAUUACAAACAACAAAACCAUGAAGGAACUUCUCAAGAAAAGUCUCUGGAGAGGAAUUCUUCUAUAUGUCUACGUGUUCCUUGGGGGCUGUUUAUUUUACUAUAUUGAAAGAAAGCCUGAAAGAAACCAAGAAUUGUCUUCAAGGCUAUUGAGGGAGCUUCAGCGUGGAUUCGCAGUUAAGUACAACAUCUCAAUUAACGAAAGUCAUUUUCGACGCUUCGCGCAGAAAGCGUUUGAUGCCGUUCAUGUGGGAACUAAACCGGAUUGGGGUAUUUUCACUGGUAUGACUUUCACAAUAACAACUUUGACAACAAUUGGAUAUGGCCAUAUUACUCCAGAAACGUCACUCGGUCAAUUACUCACUAUACUUUACUGUCUUUUUGGGCUUCCUAUAUCACUGCUCACCUUGAAAACGUUUGGAGAGAUAGUCUCAAGGAUUGUUCACAGAAUCGUAUGCGUAAUAGAGAAAAGAGUGCUUUGCAGAGAGAGACCCACAAACAUAAAAUUGAAAAGUUUUUUCUUGACGUCAAUUCUGAUGUUUUUGACAUUAUGUGCUGGUGGACUCACACAAAAGUAUGUGGAGGGCUGGACUUUUACCGAAGGCCUGUACGCAUGGUUUGCUACACUUUCUACCAUCGGGUAUGGUGACUAUGUUCCCAUGUGGAAUUUGCUGAAGGGAAAGGGAAACUCUCUGAAUGGCCUCUGGUUUCUUCUUUACUCGCUAUCUUUGCCAAGUCUGGCGGCUCUCUCAGUAGUUUCUGGUCUACUAAAUUCACUCGUUGAAGCGCUCGCAGAGUUCCGAUUUCACCUUACGGCUUGCUACAAAAAUGUCAAGAACAAAAAGAGGACCUGUCAAGGUCGCCAAGCCGAAUUGAUCCUUAGACGAGUUUUAUUGGAGAGCUACAGAGAAGCGAGGUAUAAGGAGGGCAACAUAAGGCCACGAUCUGCUUCUGUUUAAGCUUUUCUAGUUCGUAUUUCUUACACUCUAAGCAUCAUGAUGUAUGAUUUGGGAAAUGACUGUAAAACAGUAAUUUCUUUGAAUUUCUAGAACGCCUGGUCACGGUGACUUGGAUACUCGAAUUUUCUGAUGUCACA
Molecule: messenger RNA, 1303 nt
Organism: Pocillopora verrucosa
Lineage: Eukaryota; Metazoa; Cnidaria; Anthozoa; Scleractinia; Pocilloporidae
Product: potassium channel subfamily K member 15
Biological process (GO): potassium ion transmembrane transport; stabilization of membrane potential
Cellular component (GO): plasma membrane
Molecular function (GO): potassium ion leak channel activity; outward rectifier potassium channel activity
Source: RefSeq, a predicted model, not a curated record